AGCCUCCUUUAUUUUGGUUUCAUUGCUUCAUUCUAUGCCAAGCUAAAACCUGGGAAAAAACAAGCAAUAGCAAUGCCUCAGUUCAUCAAUCUUCAGAUUAUCAUUAAUGAUCAACAUGCUUUCUUCCUUCAUGAGAAUAUUAUAUCAGCUUUCUCAGGAAGGUUGAAGAAGAUCAUUAGGAAACAAAAGAGAAAAACACAGAUUGAAAAUUACGUUAUAGAGCUCAAUGAUUUCCCUGGAGGACCAGAUGGGUUUGAGCAAGUUGCAAGGUUCUGUUAUAGCUAUGGUGGAGUUGAAAUCACAGUUUCCAAUGUACCUCUCUUUUAUUGCUGUGCAUUUUUUCUUGGCAUGACUGAGAAAACAUCAGCCAACAAUCUCUUGAGACAAACAGAUAAGUUCCUUGAAGGGAUGUUUGAUUGGUCUUGGACUGAUUUAAUCAUGAGCCUAAGGAGUUGUGAGCCAUUCUUUUCAUAUGCAGAUUCAUAUGGUCUAAUCCAAAAGUUUAUUUUUGCAUUGUUAGCAAAGAUUGCUCAGAACUCAGAUAUGAACUUCAUAACAUCUUCUUCAUCAUCAUCUUCACCUGAGACAAGUUUUGGGUUCAGAUUCUCUUCAACAUCCAAAGCCUCUCCUGAGUCAGCUAGUCCAUGUACUAAAUCAGGCAAGGAUUGGUGGUUUGAUGACUUGACAAUACUAAGUCCAAAGAUUAUAGAAAAAAUCAUUAGGAACUUGGGUGCUUAUGGGAACCAAAAUAACAGUUUUACACUCACAAGGUUCCUUCUCCAUUACCUCAAAAGCAGACCCCAAGGUUCACCAACCUCAAAAUCUGAAUAUGGUGGUCUGGCUGACACAGCUGUUCAUGGGGUUAUCCUAGUGGGGAAAACCAAAUUUUCUUGCAGGAAACUUUUCUGGGUAUUGAGACUUGUAUCUGGUUUUAGCCUCAGCAAAGACUAUAGGGCAGGGUUGGAGAGAUUGAUUGGUGAGAAUCUUGAUGAAGCAACUGUAGAUGACUUGUUGGUAUCUGGACAUAACAAGGGUGUUUAUGAUGUCAAUCUGGUAAUAAGAUUGAUUACAGUGUUUGUUAAUAGUGAAGGGGUGAAUUCAGAGAAGAUGAAGAAGCUUGGAAGAUUAAUAGAUAAGUAUUUGAGAGAAAUAUCUCCUGAUCAGAACCUCAACACCUCUAAGUUCCUUGCAGUUGCUGAGAGUUUACCACAUUCUGCUAGAGAUUGUUUUGAUGGGGUCUAUAGAGCUAUUGAUUUCUAUCUUCAGUCCCAUCCUACACUUUCUUUUGAAGAUAGAUCAAGGCUUUGCAGAUGUCUCAGCUAUGAAAAGCUCACAUUUGAAGCAAGCAAAGAGCUAGCCAAGAAUCCAAGAAUCCCACCAAAUAUUUCAGUUCAAGCACUCAUAUCACAGCAAUCUAAAGUACCCCAGAAUGAGUUAAUGUUAUAUGGGAGUAAUCCCAAAGGCAGCCGGGUGUUGUACCAUGAUAGCAUAGAUUCAUCAUCAGCAGAGAAUUUUUCAGAAGGGACUGAAUAUAUGAAACUAAAUUUGCAAAAGAUGCAAUGGAGAGUGGUAGAGUUAGAGAAAGCGUGUAAGGAAAUGAAGGGGCAGAUGUCAAAGUUGGUAAGGCAUAACAGUGCCAUCACCCCUUGCUACAAUGCAACUUUGCCGAGAUUUUGUUGAAGUUCUUUGUAUAAUUACUGAAGGGGGUUAGUGUUUGAUAAAUUGAAGCCAAGAUUUGAGAAAAUGCAUGAUUACAUUGAAAAAGUAAAUAAGUUUUUUCUUUUUGGUUUGAGAAAUUGUAUGAUUACUUGAAAAGUAAAUAAUUUUACAUUGUAAUUGUAUUUUAUCCUUUAAAAAUUUAACAUAAAUAUCUAAUUAUAAAAUUCAAAUAUGGUGAAUAUCUUAAUUAUAUGUUUUCUUAUAAAAAUAUGAAUGGGAAAGUUUCAGUGUAAAUUAAAAA
This is a messenger RNA of Gossypium raimondii (Peruvian cotton), 1960 nucleotides long. RefSeq names its product BTB/POZ domain-containing protein At3g19850. Lineage: Eukaryota; Viridiplantae; Streptophyta; Magnoliopsida; Malvales; Malvaceae. The coding region runs from base 73 to 1680 and encodes 535 amino acids. Gene Ontology annotation, molecular function: protein binding. The transcript has 3 exons. The record is from RefSeq and is a predicted model, not a curated record.